Molecule: messenger RNA, 960 nt
Organism: Durio zibethinus
Lineage: Eukaryota; Viridiplantae; Streptophyta; Magnoliopsida; Malvales; Malvaceae
Source: RefSeq, a predicted model, not a curated record
UAGUGUGCUUUUCAAAGCAAAAGAAAAGAGGAUUUGACCAAAAUAUGCCUUGUUACCUAACAGAAUGAAAAUGGAAUAAGCAAUCACCGCAAAAAGAGAAGAUUAGCAGUUGAAAGGAGAAAGGAGCUACCUCUUCCCCUUCAAAGACAUGGCAAGACUAGGCUUUUUCGUACUAGUUUUCUCCUUUGCCCUUUACGGGGCUGGCGUUGCUGCAUCUGCUUCUACUAGCAAUUCAAGCACAACAGACUACAUCGUGGCAUCGUGCAAAGCCACAAGGUAUCCUGCAGUAUGCGUUGAAUGCUUGUCAGGUUAUGCUAGUUUGAUUCGACAAAAUGAGCAACACCUUGCUCAAACUGCCUUAUCAGUCAGCUUAUCCAGGGCUCAAUCAGCUGCAGCUUUUGUUGCCAAGAUGACCCAAGUGAGGGGCAUCAAGCCUAGAGAGCGUGAAGCUGUGAAAGACUGUACAGAAAACAUGGGAGAUAGUGUAGACCGACUUAGCCGGUCAGUCAAGGAAUUCGGCCAAAUGGGACGAGCAGUUGGUCAGGACUUCAUGUGGCACAUGAGCAACGUGCAGACAUGGAUCAGUGCUUCACUAACAGAUCAGAAUACUUGCCUUGAUGGCUUCGCAGGCAGCGUCAUGGAUGGAAACAUUAAGGCUGCAAUAAGGCGCAGGGUCAUCAAUGUUGCUAAAGUUACCAGCAAUGCGCUUGCAUUAGUGAAUCGCUUUGCGGCCAGGCACCGAGCUGCUGCUGCUGCAUCUACUGAGAAACCUUAGAUUCAACCUGGUGAGUCAUCUGGUUUAUGCAUAAAUGGAUUGUACGUAACAAUAUCAUAUGGCGAGUCCAAAUCUAAGCUAAAAAAAAAAAAAAAUCUUCCUUGCCUUGUAUGAUAUUAAAGUUUUCUAUUAUGUAUAAUGAAUUAAGCGUGAAUGAACUCUUUUCUUUUCUUUUAUGAAUUAAA